AUGGUGGCUGCCAUGCUCCGGGAGGGAGCUGACCCCAACCUGGUCCUGCCGGAGGAGGGCGUGGCCCCCAUGCACUUGGCUGCCGGCCUGGAGCAGGAGAAGGGGAUACGUGGCCUCCACCUCCUCCUCCAGCACGGGGGAGACCCCAACGUCAGGAGCUUCCUCCGUUCUGAGGGAAUGGGGGAGGAUGGAGGGAUUUAUAUCCCUUGCAGUCACCAUUUGCACUAUUCAGGUGGCCCUCAGGGCCCAGGGAGGCUGAGCCCCAUUCGCCAGGAGGUGCCACUGUCGCCGGGGGGCCGCCCCGCGAGCCUGAGUGCCACGGAGCCCGUGGAACACCUCUACGUGGACGAGGAAGAGGGCCAGACCCUCAUCGAACGGCACCUGCCCACCACGGACGACUCCGGGCCCAGCGGCUCCGAAGACACCCUCCCCCUCUGCGACUGGCGGGCGUGGGCCCGUCAGGAAGGGCAGCGGGGCAGGCAUGGCAACGGGGAAGGCGCCCCCUUGAACCCGGAGCACCUGACCGACCAAGCUCUGGCACGAAAGCUGCGGGAGUUGGGGGCCGACCCGGGGCCGGUGACCCCCCUCACACGGAGGCUGUACGUGCGGCUCUUGGAGAGGCUGAGCAGGGACCCUGAGACACCCGCCCGGAGGGGCUCUGCAGCCUACAGCCCGGAGCUGGACUCUGCCCUGCGCACCUACCGCAUCCCCCCCUCCAAAGCCGACGAGAUGGCUCUGGCCGCAGAGUUUGACCAGCCGGACAAGAGCCGGCGGUGGCGGGAGGGGCUGCUCAAGUCCAGCUUCAACUACCUGCUGCUGGACCCCAGGGUGACCCAGAACCUGCCCGCCCGCUGUCAGCUGCUCAGCUCGGCCGAGGCCUUCCGGACGUUCGUCCGUGCCAUCUUCUACGUGGGCAAGGGGACGCGCGGCAGGCCCUACCGCCACCUCUACGAAGCCUUGACCCACCACCGGGAGGGCCAGGGGAAGCCGGCAAGACAGGUCUCCUCCAAAGUCCAGCACAUCCUGGAGAUCUGGGCGGGGGGCCAGGGGGUCGUCUCCAUGCACUGCUUCCAGAACGUCGUUCCUGUGGAGGCUUACACCCGCGAGGCCUGCAUGGUGGACGCCAUCGGCCUGAAGAUGCUGACCAAUCAGAAGAAGGGGAAUUACUACGGCCUCGUGGCCGGCUGGCCGAUGAAACGCCGGAGGAACCUGGGGGUCUUUCUCCUCCACCGGGCUCUCCGGAUCUUCCUGGGCGAGGGCGAGCGGCAGCUGCGGCCUGCUGAUAUCUGAAGUGGCCCUUGAGCAGAGGGGCCCCUGGAGGGCCUCUUCCCCCCUCCCUCAAGCAGAACCUCUGGGCCUGGAGUUCUUCUGGGGGGCUCAAGCCAAUCCCUCCUUCACACAAUCCAGAAUCCCAGAUUCCGGAAUCGCUCAUCCCCAGCUCCUGCGCUGGACGCUGAGCGGAGAUGGAAGGCUGCACCCGUGUUCGGAAGUGAGUUGGGGUGACCUGCAGGAGCCCUGCUGGGUGCUGGCACGCCUGGUGUGGGCAGGGGUCCCAGUGGCGUCCAGUCACGUGGUGCGAGAGGGUCUCCUUCCGCAGAGUCACAGGGCGAUGCAGUGGUGGGGCUCAAGGACCUUCCCAAACAAGAGGGGAGCAGUCAUGGGCUCACCCCCCCAACCCUCCGUCCCUGGGGGACCCUGGGGAGGGGUCUUCCUGCACCUUAAGAAACGCCAGUCGCCUCUUCUCUUCUGGGAACGAAGGUGGGACCCUUUUUAUUGGGGGCAGCGGGGGCUUGUUUUAAACUGUGUUUUUAAAGAUUUCUCCUUUUGCCGCUCCCCUGGGACUGGGGGCAUUAAACGAGAUUAUUUUGGGAUGUGACGAGUGGAGCUGGAUUCCUUGGGUCCUUCUUGAA
Messenger RNA from Thamnophis sirtalis, 1910 nucleotides. The record is from RefSeq and is a predicted model, not a curated record. Lineage: Eukaryota; Metazoa; Chordata; Lepidosauria; Squamata; Natricidae.